AUGACACGACUUGGCCUACUUUCGGAAAAGCGAAAACGGCGCCAUCGGCCCAAGGAAACCCUCCAGGGCUCUGAGACUUGGGACCAAAAGAAAAUAUCGGCAUCUGCACCUGGAUUUCUCGGUCGUACAAGCUACUGUGAUGUCUUCCUGGAAACCGACAAUGACCUGCCGACUGGGUACAUAUCCCACUUUAAAACCACAGACCCAGGUCCUAUUGAUGCACAACGAAUUCGCCUGGGUGCACAGAUUCUUAUGUUAUUGAAAAAUCAAGACCUGUAUCGAGAAAUCGUCGAAGAGAGAUACAAGAUCUGGAGAGGAUGGACUUUCGGAUACCCGAUGACCAAUGUGAUUUUCAACAGCGUUGAAGAGAUGUGGAAGGACGCAAAACAGAAAAUAAAAGACGACAGUGAAUGUGCGCUGGCUCUUUCCAAAAGCAUCUUCAAAAACUAUACCCAGCCGAUCCAGCUAUCUUCUACUACGUCAUGGGAAGAUUUUGCAUCUUCUGCCUCACAUAGAUGGGAAACAAUCGGCUUGAUGUUUGCAAUAAUGGGGAUAGCGACGAGAUACAUAUCACACGAGCUUCCUAUGUUUAAACGGAAGGGCUCGCCAGAUCCGAAGAGUCUAGCUAUCACUGCCACCGCAGUGGGUGAUAUCUGUCUGCAGCUCUGCGACAGCACGGGUGUCAUGAACGACUAUGUGGUUUUGUUGCUUCUUCACCAUACUUCGCUUCUGACGACUAUCUAUGGAGAGAGUGACUAUCGGCCUUGGAGGAAACUAGGGGAGUUGUCGACAGCUGUAUUUGCACUCGGGCUGCAUCAAGAGUCAUCCAACCUGCCUUUCUUUAUCCGGGAGAUGCGAAAGCGUGUUUUAGUAGCCGCAUAUGCCAUGGACAAAACCCUGGCAACAUUUCUCGGCCGACCACCGCUUAUCAGCUGUCGCUAUUGUGAUAUAGAGUUCCCGCUGGAUUUGAGUUGUGAAGAGAUCGCUGCACCUCCAGAGGUUCGCAAUGCUGCUAUCGCGAAGCUGACUCCCGAUGGCUGGAAUAGCGAGGGCAGCUUGGUGAAAGGCUCAUGGGCACGGGUCUACUUCCUCACAAGUAUUCUCCGAGAAAAGAUUUUGGAAUUGUCACUCAGUCGCCAGAGUGAUAAUCUGGCUGAACAGGUGGAGAAUCUAUCGCAGGAGUCUCAUAAGACGUACCAAGAGUUACCAAUAUGGCUCCAUUGGACCCCCAACAUCGGUUACCCAACUCCAUCCGCUCUGCAGGACAAUAUUUUGUUCGACCUGUACCUCGACUUUCUUUACAAUGACUUCUUACUAUACCGGAUCUUGGCGAAACGAACUCAAACUCAACCAGACGCGAUCAUCAGUGCAUCAUGCAAGAUUCUGAAUGCAUCACUUUCCAUGUUGACCAAAAUCGCGAAGUUAAAGGCACCUGGCUGGGACAUAGGAUGGCAUCUGUGUUAUGCUGGACUCCCCGCGGCAGGUGUCCUUUGCGCCGAGUUACUACGUCGGUCUCGCUCUAUGCUACCCGACACUGACAUCUUUCAACGCUCCGAAAUUAUCCAGAGCCUCAGCGUCUUUGCCUCACACCUCGGUACUAUGAUCCAGCCAGAUGAGGGAAAUUAUCGAAUCGCCGAGCAGGGACGACGGGCCAUCCGCCAUGUCUUGGAUCAGGUUCUUUCUGUGGAUAGCCUUUCUGCUAUCCCUGCAACUUCAGACGAAGAGCUUGAUAUCCACGAGCAGAUCUCAUUUGAGGAAAGUCUACUCAAUAAUGUCGAUAUUGAGGACCGAGGUCCUUUCUUAGACUGGCUGAAUGGGACUGCGGAGCAGUGUCACGAGCCAUGGUUGACAUGGAUGAACUUUAGCUGA
Molecule: messenger RNA, 1869 nt
Organism: Penicillium lagena
Lineage: Eukaryota; Fungi; Ascomycota; Eurotiomycetes; Eurotiales; Aspergillaceae
Product: fungal specific transcription factor domain-containing protein
Exons: 5
Coding region: 1-1869 (622 amino acids)
Biological process (GO): DNA-templated transcription
Cellular component (GO): nucleus
Molecular function (GO): zinc ion binding; DNA binding
Source: RefSeq, a predicted model, not a curated record